Molecule: messenger RNA, 1985 nt
Organism: Manis pentadactyla (Chinese pangolin)
Lineage: Eukaryota; Metazoa; Chordata; Mammalia; Pholidota; Manidae
Product: dapper homolog 3-like
Exons: 2
Coding region: 1130-1705 (191 amino acids)
Source: RefSeq, a predicted model, not a curated record
AGCCAUUCCCAGUUCUGGGAAGGAGAAUGUGGAGAAAAGCCCACCUGUAGAAGGCGGAUGGGCCCCCCUGCGGAGGGAAGGCAUCGCGUAGCCUCACAAAGAUCCCCCUGGAUUCUGAGCAGAUGAGGCAGGAGACAGGGAGGGCAUCAAGGAGGCUGUGAGAGAGGAGGUCAGGCAGCAGGCAGAGAGGAGGCGGCAGGGAAGAUUGCAGCAGGCAAAGCCCGAGGAGAUGGGGGCUGGCUGGAGAGGACAUCACAGCUUCUGGUGGGGGCCUGGGAGGCAGAUGUGCACUACUAGCCUGUUCCCGGUCCCUUGGCUGACCAAUGGCAACCCUCUAGGUGAGCCAGGCCCGUGCAGGAUCCUCUAGCUGACCUUAGCAUCCCAGAAGGGCCGCCCCAUACCCCACACCGAAAGCCGUCAUUUGGGGUAAGGCAUGAGAAAUCUUGCUUCUCCCCACAGAAUCAUGCUUCCCAGGCUGUGGUGCCCUCCUGAAAUCCCACGGACCCAGAGAGCUGGGCUCCGGGGAGAAGAGAACACCGCUAAUGCUAAUAAGCGACAGAGCCCCACCUCAGCGAAGGCUUAAGGCGGCUCCCAAAGAGCUAUUAGUCACUGGCCUUAAAUAGCAGGUUAAUCCCCUCCCCUGACCUGGCAGGCAGCAGACACUGCCACAGAGGCUUGGGAAUGGCCCGAGUUCCGGCUGCUGUCCCAACAAGGUCCAGCGCCUCUUCCUUCCCAUCCCAUCCCAUCCCAUCCUUGCCCUCAGGUCCGGUGGGAGUAAAGCGGAAGGUGUCCCGUGCCCUGUGGUCUUAGACGGACCUGCACAGAGCACCCGCGGUGUUGCCCCUUUACGGGAAAGGCCAGAUCACCUUCUGCAGAACCACCUUUAGGAUUUCAGAGCCCUGCGCUUCGGGAGAUUUCCCCGGGGACAUUUUGCCAGGACCCAGGUUGUGAGGACAGAAAGGAGUGGAAAGAGUCUUCCAAGACCCAGCCGCCUCUCAGGCUUGGGCGGGAGCUCAGAGUGGCCUUACGGCUUUCACUCCAGGCCUGGGGACCACCAGUCACAGGAUGGCAGCACCAGGGGCCUGCUUGAACGCCCCAAGGCUUCAGUCAAUCCUAUUUCUAUGAAAAAAUGAUGGAGGGCGUGCCUGAAGGGUCCCUAGCAUCCCCCACGGAGGGCACCCUUUCCCCAGCCCUGGCCGGGGCUGCGAGGGCCCUGCAGCGAAGGGGCUGGGGCUACCCCACCACCGGCCUGCUGGGGGCCCGGCUGUCGGCGAAGGCCUCCCAGGCAGGGGAGGAGGGCCCAGGAAGACACAGCAGCGGCCCAAGGCCGCGCGAGGGAGCCCAGAGACGCCACCCCGGGGGGCAGCGCUUUGCCAAGUCCCUCCGCAGGCUCUCAGUCUCCCUCCUGGGCCCCAGCUGGAUCCCCGACCAUCCCAUUCCCUCCCCGCCCUCUGCCUAUCUGCCACCACAAAUCGGGGCGCAACACUCCACUGAACUGAGCGGCCGCCAGGGCGCGGGCGGGUGUCGCCGGGAAAGUCGGCUGGAGAGGGCGUAUCAGUACGGGAGUCCCAGGAACUCCCGAGCGGCAGGCGCGCCCAAGUCAGGCAGUUCACUGGCCUCAUUGCACAGAUGGGAAAAGAAAGGCCCUGCACAGCGGAUUCCUUCGUCGUGUAUUGGCAAGUAUCACAUUAUUAGCGCGCUGUGAGUGCGAGGCUGUGGGGAGCAGGCCCAAGCAUGCACUGCUGGAGAGAAAACCUGCAUGAUCUUUGGUUUGGUGAUGAGGUUGAAGUACAAUACCGCAAGCAGCGUUCCUGAAGGAAAAAUAAAUAUAAAUUGCAUUUCAUCAAAGUUUGUUCUGUGAGCUCUUUGCUCUGUGAAAGCCACCAAGAGAAUUAAAAGACAAGCCGCACACUGGGAGAAAAUAUUUUUAAAUCACAUGUCUAAUAAAGAGCACAUAUCCAGAAUAAAGAAAGAAUUCUUAAAAC